CUCUCUCUCUCUCUCUCUUUGCCAGGGGAGUCCCUCCUCCAGUUCCCGGGAGCAGCAUCAGUUUCCAAGCUCUGCACCAGGCGAAGAGGGAGGGAGCCUGCCUUGGAGAAAGGCUUCCCAGAGAUCCGAAUCGCCCUCUUUCCAACCUCGUCCUCAACUGAUAUAUCAUUAAGACCUGCCUUCCGUUUGAUGGGAUCCCUAAAGCCUGGAAGAAGGCCAUGUGCGGUGGGCGGCGUUUCUCCUGAGAAGUAGUAGUAUCUGUAAGUCCCGCCGCGCCUUCUUGAAUGAAACUCCUUCCAGAGAGGAGAGAGAGACGCAAAGAGCCCCGCGAUUCAGCCUUCCUUCCUCGACAGCUCAGGCUUCCCUCAAGCGCAGCCUCCCCGACCUGGCUGGAGACAUGGAUCAGGAUGGCAUUGAUCUCCACAGGAUCUCCCGACAGCCGUACACGGAUGGUACAUUUAAUGGGGUGGAGUUUCUGCCAGAAGAUUUUGGAGACGCUGCUCAUGAAACAACAAUGAGAGUGAAUGACAAAUACUCCAGUUUCCCUCCGGAGGAGAAGGGAAUCCACAUUAUCAACAUCAGAGCUAUUGAAGAUAUAGGAUAUGUUCGCACAGAAAGUACGAUUUUAAAUUCAUUCUCACAAGAUCCAGAUGCCAACUGCAAAUAUGGACUCUAUUUUAGAGAUGGGAAAAGGAAAGUGGAUUAUAUCCUGGUUUACCACUACAAGAAGUCCUCUUUCAGCAGAACACUCACCCGCCGCAUCCACCUCAAUGAUUUGGCACCUCGGAGCAUCAAACAAGAGCAGCCGCUUCCUGGCAAAGGAGGGCAGGCUAACAUGGAUGAAAGUGAACCACACAUGGAUUACCAUGAAGAUGACAAGAGGUUCCGCAGAGAAGAGUAUGAAAGCAACCUUAUGCAAGCAGGCCUUGAGCUGGAGAGAGACGAAGAUACAAAGAUACACGGGCUUGGAUUUGUAAAAAUACAUGCACCCUGGAAUGUAUUGUGCCGGGAAGCAGAAUUUAUGAAACUGAAAAUGCCUACAAAAAAGAUGUAUCAAAUUCAUCAAUCACAUGGCCUUCUGAAAAAAAUCAAUUCUGUAAUUCAGAAAAUAACUGAGCCCAUACAACCUAAAGUGGCAGAACCCAAGCAUCAGACAGUGAAACGCCUCUCCUACCCCUUCUCCAGGGAGAAACAGCACUUAUUUGACCUCUCUGACAGAGAAUCCUUUUUUGACAGCAAAACUAGAAGUACCAUUGUUUAUGAAAUAUUGAAAAGGACUACAUGCACCAAAGCCAAAUACAGCAUGGGGCAAGGAGAGGGAAGAAAGAAGGAACCUAUCCUUUUAAAUAAAAGACGGAAAUGUGAUAAAUAUGGAAUCACCAGCCUGCUUGCCAAUGGCGUUUACAGUGCUGCAUAUCCCUUGCAUGAUGGUGAUUAUGAAGAUGAACAUGUUGAGCCCAAUGACAGAAAACUCCUUUGUGAGGAAUGGGCAAGCUAUGGAGUCUUUUAUAAGUACCAACCAAUUGACCUAGUGAGAAAGUACUUUGGUGAAAAGAUUGGACUGUAUUUUGCAUGGCUUGGAGUUUAUACACAAAUGCUUAUUCCAGCUUCCAUUGUGGGGAUUAUCGUGUUCCUUUAUGGCUGUGCAACAGUCGAUGAGAAUAUACCAAGCAUGGAGAUGUGUGACCAGAGAAAUAAUAUCACCAUGUGUCCCUUAUGUGACAGAACAUGUAACUAUUGGAAAUUGAGCUCUGCAUGUGCCACGGCUCGGGCAAGCCAUCUCUUCGAUAACCCAGCAACUGUCUUCUUCUCAGUCUUCAUGGCUCUCUGGGCUGCUACAUUCAUGGAACACUGGAAGAGAAAACAGAUGCGUCUGAACUAUAGAUGGGACCUGACUGGCUUUGAAGAAGAGGAAGAUCAUCCAAGGGCUGAGUAUGAAGCAAAAGUAUUAGAAAAAUCACUAAGGAAAGAAUACAGAAAUAAGGAGAAGGGCCAGCAGUUGCCAGAAGAGGCAGCAAACAAAUGGCAACAAAGAGUUAAGAGAGUCAUGGCUGGGGUGAAAUUGACUGAAAAAGAAAAACUGACAUGGAAAGAUCGUUUUCCCGCAUACCUAACAAACUUUGUGAGCAUAAUUUUCAUGAUUGGGCUGACAUUUGCUAUUGUUUUUGGGGUUAUCAUUUACCGAAUCUCCACUGCAGCAGCUUUAGCCAUCAGUUCCUCUCCUAGUGGUCGAUCUAAUAUUAGAGUUACUGUCACAGCAACUGCAGUGAUUAUUAAUCUGGUGGUGAUAAUAAUCUUGGAUGAAUUGUAUGGCUGCAUAGCCAGGUGGUUGACCCAGAUUGAGGUUCCAAAAACAGACAAGAGUUUUGAAGAACGUCUUAUCUUCAAGGCCUUCCUUUUAAAAUUUGUCAAUGCCUACACUCCCAUUUUCUACGUUGCUUUCUUCAAGGGUCGGUUUGUUGGAAGGCCAGGACAAUAUGUCUACAUUUUUCAUUCAUUUCGAAUGGAAGAGUGUGCUCCAGGAGGUUGUCUAAUGGAACUGUGCAUACAGCUCAGCAUUAUUAUGUUAGGCAAACAGUUGAUUCAGAACAAUCUUUUUGAAAUUGGCAUCCCCAAAAUGAAAAAAUUAAUUAGAUACUUAAAACUGAAACGACGUCGACCUGUAGACCAUGAGGAGUAUAUGAAGAAAAAACAGCGCUAUGAAAUAGAUUACAAUCUGGAACCUUUUGCUGGCCUUACUCCAGAAUACAUGGAAAUGAUCAUCCAGUUUGGGUUUGUAACACUGUUUGUUGCAUCAUUUCCACUGGCUCCCUUGUUCGCACUACUGAACAACAUCAUUGAAAUACGUCUGGAUGCAAAAAAGUUUGUUACUGAGCUUCGGAGGCCAGUGGCAGUUCGAGCGAAAGAUAUAGGAAUAUGGUAUAACAUCCUCAGAGCUGUAGGAAAGCUUGCUGUGAUCAUAAAUGCAUUUGUGAUCUCAUUCACAUCUGACUUCAUUCCACGCCUCGUGUACCUGUAUAUGUACAGUGAGAGUGGCACCAUGCAUGGCUUCGUGAACCAUACACUAUCCUAUUUUAAUGUCAGCGAUUUUCAAGAAGGAACAGCUCCAAAAGAACCUAUGGAGCUUGGCAACCAAAUAUGCAGAUAUAAAGAUUACAGAGAGCCUCCAUGGUCUGAAAAUAAAUAUGAAAUUGCAAAAGAUUUCUGGGCUGUGCUCGCAGCAAGAUUAGCAUUUGUAAUAGUGUUCCAGAACUUAGUAAUGUUUAUGAGUGACUUUGUGGACUGGAUUAUCCCAGACAUUCCCAAAGACAUCAGCCAGCAAAUUCAUAAGGAGAAAGUUCUGAUGGUGGAAGUCUUCAUGAAGGAAGAACAGGGGAAGCUGCAUUUGCUAGAAACCUGGAGGGACAAGGAUAAAAGGAAAGGUGAAAACUGUAAUAGCCAUAGCCCGAGAUCAUCCAUGAGCCAUAGAGGGAGUGUAUCUUCCUGUCAUUCAUGUCAUGUUGAUGUGUAGAAGAGAAAGCUGUCCUUACUGCUGGGAGCAUUCCAUUCCUAAACAAGCCAUUACUUAAAUAAUAGGACUUGAUCCUUUGACAACCUGGUGCAUGUUUAAGCAUAUGCAACCAUUUUGCUUAUAUCUAUGUGAGAAAUAACAUUCUUACGACAAAUGGAGGACCAUAUUUUGUUUCUGACAAGACUUUUUCUUUUUUGCACAAAAUGUAAUGCAGGGAUUUUUUUACAUAUAUAUAUAUCGGUAUGAAAUAUCUAUAUAUUACAUGAUUAGCUUAUAUCACUGUUUUUAUUUCUUAAAAAUGCAGGUAGGGUUCUAUAGGAUUUUCUCUGAGAAUUUUAUUUUAGCUUAUUUAUUUUUUAAAAUGACAGAAAAUAAGAAUUAGAUGACAAGUAUUGGAAUAAUUGUGGACUCUCCAUUCUUGGGAGAUUAAGAAUAUGCAAAAAAAAAAUACAAACUGUGUACUGCAGAAUGCUUCCUUGCAAGACUAGACAGGAAAACUCUGGGCUUGCACCUGCUGUUGUUGUUUUUUAUAUUUUUGCAAGCAGAAGUCUUCUGGGGUUUUCUUUGUCUGUAUGCUGAAUCCACUGUGUUUUCUCUGAAGCAAAAGAUGUUGCAAGAAUGCUUUAUUUUUCAUUUGGAGCUCUUAGUUUAGUAGAACUUUUCAUAUCAACUGCACUUAACUCGCUCUAAUGACCAAAAUGGUCCAACUAGCAGCAUUGUUACCUUCAUCCCAGCAUUACUGAGAGUUGAUCACUUGAAUAUCUUUCAUUUUCUCUUACCUGGAAGAACUAAGAAUUGGUGGAACAGCAUUUAGUUUAGUAAUCUAGAGUAUCCGGUGCACAUUCCAGAGGGGGUCCAGAGGACAAGAAGGAAUAUUAGCAACAGCACAAUUUCCCCAAGCACUGAAGGGCCUUUUAAAAAACUGCCCAGAAUUAAAGAGCACACGCAGACAUCUACAAGCAAACUGCACUGCCCACCACAAACCUUGUUGGUGAAGGAAUACACUGAGUAAAUGUGUUCCCCAAGCCAUUGUGUUCACAUGUCAUCCCUGCUCAGUAUGCUCCACAAUUGCAUUCUUCCAAUCAUCAUGCAAUUAUUAGAAUUUCAUUACCAGAACACCAUUGUGGCUGACAGCUACUUUUAGCUCAACAAUUACAGUGUAGCAACCCAGUUCCAUCAGAAAACCCGAUGAGCAUUUGGAAUGUUUGCUUUUACUAGGAUACAAUAUGAGGUCUGUAAUAAUUAUGAACAGCAAUGAAUAGAGAGGAGAAAAUGCUCCAUCUCUCAUUGUGCUUGAAUUCAGGCACACACUUUAGAAAUGAACUGAAUAGGUUCAAAACAUAAAAAAAGGAAAAUUCCCACAAAAGAUAUUAUGAACAAAUUGAACUCCUUAUUGAAAGAUGCAGUGGUAGCCACUAGCUGAGUUUAUUCUUAAACAGGCUUCAACAAAACUACAUAUCGCUCUAGCAGUGUCUAUUGCCUAUGAUAAUCAAAUAAACACCUAAGUUGUAGGAAAUUUUACUUUUUUGGACUACAGAAUCCCACAACCUGACUGAUGGCUCUUUUCUGUAGGAUUCUUGGACUUGUAAUCCAAAAACGUAACACUUUCAGAUUCUGCAAGUGAGAGAGAAUAACUUUGAAUCUUGAGUGUUUGAGUUAUACAAGAUGUGAGGGCUGUAGUUUUAUGCACCACCUGCAGACUUAGCAGCAGUUGAGGCUCAACAUAAUGACAGAAAUAGCAUUAGUUGGGGAAAAACAGGCUACAGCAUUUAUUGAGUACAGCUGACGAGACUUGGCAUUAGCACAGGUUUGGAAUCAGAUGUUAGUCAACCUGCCUGCCAACCAAUGGAAACCAAUCACCCAGACUGCUUGCUAGCUGUGGCAACCAAUGCCCCCAGCCUGUCUGCUAGACAGAUCCCUGAAAUGACAGGCAUGGGAUUUCAUGUGAGCAGAAGCCACUGUGUGAUUCUCUUGCCACCUAGGGUUGGAAAACAACCAUAUCACCCUGUUCUCUUCCCCAAGAUCCCAUCAGUGGACCUCCAAUUGGGUUUGACAAGCACAUCUUUCUUCCCUAUAUCAGGAGCCCGUCCUAAGACCAUCCAAACAAAGAUUUAAAAGUCAGUAAAGAUUAAACUAUGCCACAACACAAAGCCACAAGAACCUGAACAGGAAAAAGAAAAUGAAGAUAGGGCAGGGAUGAAUUUCCCAAGUCAACUGGUGAGGGGAGCUCUGGAAUCUAGCCAAGAUGCAGAACCUUUGCUUUUGGCUUCUCUGGUUUUUCCUGCCAGCCAACCAGGCGGGUUGACUAGUUUCCCUGACCUUCCUGAGAACUAUGGAAACCUUGCAUCCUCUUCAGAAGGAAAAGGUUCAUGGGGUCUCCUGCCUCACUCUGCAUCAAGUCAUUUUGCAAAUAGGGCUCCCUUUUAAAGUUGGGGAACACCCUUGUAGGCUUCUUGAGUACAUAGGUUUGGCCUUUGCUGGAACCAGGAUGCUAGGCUUGGAAGCUCAGGGUACGAUAUAGCAGGGAGGUAGGUAGUUAGGUUCUGCACUCACCUUUUCAGGGACACUUUCACAAUCUUGGUAAAAGCAAAACUAGAGUAAAGCUCUAAUCUCUUGUGUCUUCUUCCCCUUACUUUCUUUUCUUUUUUGCGUUAUUAUCUGUUUUUGUAAUUCCAUUUGUAUGAACUUUGCAUACUUUACAUUUUAGUAGAAUUAAGAGUUGUUUACAGUUGUCUUCCAGAUAAGAGCUUACAGCAGCUGUUGCCAAACAUGGCAAUGAAAGGCCCAUAAGAACUUCUAAUUCUUCCAGGUUUUGUAUUACUCUGUCCUUUUCAAAUAUCUACAGCAAAAAGCAUAAAAUUGGCAUUCAGCCUGCUUUCAAAAGGUAGUGAAGAUCCUGAUCAUAUAUCAUGACAGUUUGUAAUAUGCAUCAUCUCAAAAAGCAGUGGGUGAAAAUAAAGAAAAGGAAUAUGAAAAAGAGUAAACAAUGAACAGCAAAAAGGUUGUGGAAAACAUUCAGUUCGGGGGAGGGGGAGCAAUAAGCCAUGUAGAGGGAAGGAAAGUAUACCAAAAAUAGUGGGAAAUGAUACCCAUCUAUAAAUAUAUUAUAGUUUGUUACAUAAUUAUUCCAAAAAUUUGAAUAUAUUUGGUUUGCUUCCUUGUUUAUCAAAAGGUCAAGAUUGUGUUUGGGGUUUGUUGAACAUAGACUAGUACGUCUCCAGCUUUGAAUUCCAAAAUGACCAAGUGUUACCACAUGGUUUGUUUCUCUGUCAUUGGUAGGGGUUGUUGGGACAAGACACCUUGGGCCCAUCCAGACAGGUCAUUAAACCAAAACCUCUCUUGGUUUUACUGGAAAUGUUCAAAAAACACUUCCAGUAAAAUAGAAUUAAUUCGGAUCAAACCAGGGUUUCCCUGUUUUGAUCUGAAUAUACCCCAUUAGGUCCGGGCCUUCCUGAAAACCUGGGUCUAAUGGGGUGUUGGGCCUGUGGGGACUCACCCCCAGGUAGUUCCAGGACCAACUGGAAUUACCUAGGAGUGAGUCCCCACAACCAUCUUGCACCUUUUGGGCUCCUGGAGCCCAAAAGUGUAGGAUGACACCCACCCCUCCCCUCAAAACAAUCCUUUAAAUUUAAAAAAACUUACCCGACUGCCAUUAAUGUGGUCCUUCAGUCCUCCUGACAUGUAGAAAUGGCAUGCCAGGAGGAGUGAAGGACCACUGUAAUGGCAACUGGGUACGGUUUUUAAAAAAAAAUAAGGGUGGUUGGGGGGGGGGGGGGGUUCAGUGUGACUGGAUGCCAUCCUGGCAGUUAUCGGGAUGGCAUCUAAAUACACACACACACCAGGAAAGCCUGAAUUUGGCACAGAUUUGGGCGCUGUCUGGAAGUGCCCCUUUUCUUUUUUGAUAACAUAUAUAUAUGGUCUUGGGAUAGAGAUGGAAAGAACAAAAAAAAAUCAGUUUACUAGGCAACCAUCCCAUACUCUUCCCGCUAUUGCCAAAUGCUUGGCAGCAAAUGCCACUGGUGAUCAAGUACAGCCAAGCAUAUGACAACAUCCCUUCCAAUAACAGAGGAAAACCAGGAACAAAAGGAGUAUUACAAACUUAGAGCUAGAGCACCUCUGCCAAUUGUAUCUAGUGUCAGACCUGCUGCUUAGGAUAGGAGUUACUAAAUGCUACAAAAACACAGUAGUACAGAAUAAUAGCCCAGUCAUGCUGGGAAACAUAAAGAUGAAAAUAGAAACAAACCCCCCAGUCUUGGCCCAUACACAGUAGAAAAGUUUCCCCCCCUACACCUCUCCCAAUUUGUGCAUGUUUUUAUAAGGAUCAAAUCCAUCUUACCUACAGCUUGUAGCUGUGACCUCGACAAAGGUCUGUUACUUCAAUCAGUGCAAAAUUCAUUUCUGAUAUGUUUUUAGACAAUGUUCUGCCAAGUUAUAAACUGCAAAUGUUAUAUCAUAUUAUUCAUUAUUCAUACAUUGUAUACGUUGGGAAUACUUUUUUAUUUUUAAUUGUAAGUGAAAUCAAAUUCACUUUCAUUUUACUUAGAACAGCCAAUGUCUGGAUAUAUAUUGCAAGCUCACCCAAUGGUUACUUACAAAACCAGUGUGAAAGACUGUUAUCUUUCAAUAAAAUGCUUUUGUUGCGAAAUCAUUUAGAAUAAAAAUCACUGCAUAGUUUUGUAACAUUUGUUUCAAUAUGAAGUAUGCAAUAAAUUCUAUUAUUCUUAAGAUGAUUUAUCCCAAAAAUGUUCUGUAUGUGGAAGUGAAUUAUGUUUAAAAAUAUUAUCCAAACAUGUUUAAAAUAUCAAUCUAACCAAAGAUUGUUCUUAAUAAAGGGCUUAUUUUGUUUAUAAUUGUUUCGUAUAUAUUGAAUUACAGGAAUAACACUUGUUUAAAAUUAAAAACCAUACUUAACUAACUUUUAUUCUAAUUUUAGUUAAUCUUCCCUACGUUUAAUAAUAUAGGACAAUAAAUGUAUUUUUAUUUGACCUAACAACUGUUUUUGCAAAAGUAAGAAAUGUAUACAAAACAGAACCACUCCUGCAUGUUCAAGCUGAUUAUGGCUCAUUCAACCAACCUGUAUGCAUGGACAAGAAUGUACAUAUUCAAGAAUUUGAUAACACAUUACACGAAGAUGUUGUCCAGCCAAAGAUAUUUUGUAACAGGGUGGAAGGUGACAUAGCCAUCCUUAAAUUGGUAUGAAAUUUGGGAUAUUUCCUACUGUUGUUUAAUAUAUAUUGCAAGUGCACAAUAUCCUGGACUGAAUUCAAAAAUGUUUUGAAUUAUUCUAUACAGCAAUCUGUGUCAGGUAGACCAGAGAGUACAAACAGUCUAGUAUUGGCCAAAAUAAAAUCUCCCAAUCCUGAGAUCCUUACAACAGGGAAAGAAUGUGCCACCAUCCAGAUGAACCUUGACAACAUUGAAGGAGAUGGUUGAGAAUUAGCCCCCAACAUAUAAAUGAUAUGUUUAGAGUGCAUACAUUUGAAUAGUGAACAUGCCAAAUGCACUUGUUGUAUUAUGGGUGCAUUUAUAUGCUUUUCUCCUUCCUAAAGGUAAACUACUGCUGGCUACUGGUAGUAGCCAGAUUUACACAAUGCUGUUUGGAUGAUCCUUCUAUCAGUCAUGAGACCAUUUCACUGUUCCACCUCCAGUUGUUUUCUUGCACCAAUUCUUAAAGUUAAAAAGAAGAAAUGAUAUUAAAGCAGCAAACGGACAUUUGGGGAGAUAACCACAAAGCUCUCAAAAGCAAAGAUAAAGCCACUAGCACUCCUGAGACAUGAAGCUGGGCAAGAAAAAAACAGUGUUAGAGGAAGAAAAAAUACAUUCUUUAAGGAGCAAAAAGGAGAGAACUUAUCCUGAGGCAAACCAGCCCGACCCACUAUCUGUUUACAAGGGCAAACUUAGAAUUAUUCAUAGCAUUCAGAAGCAGCAGUAGCACCAGAAGAUCAUAGAAUUAGAAAGCAUGCUAUGAACCAUCUGGUCCAAGUCCUUGUAAAUAGAGGAACCCACUACAUCCAAGCUCUGUUUAAAAACAACAUACAUAUUUAAAAGUGUGACUAAAGAUGACCACUUGUUUCUAUGGGUGUAUCUAUACUGUAGAAUUAAUGUAGUUUGACAUUAAUAAUUGCCACGGCUCAAUGCUAUGGAAUCCUGGAUAUUGGAGUUUGGUGAAGCACCAGUAUUCUUUGGCAGAGAAGACUAAAGGAUUGUAAAACUACAACUCUCAUGAUUCCAUAACACCGAACCAUAGCAGUUGAAGUGGUGUCAAACUGCAUUACUUCUUCACCUGCAUUAUAUGGUCAGUGCUGAUCCAUAUAACGUAGUUUGAACUGCACUGAAAUGCGUUAUAUAGGUCUACACUGACAAUAUAAUGUAAUUCAAACUGGAUUAUAUUGCAGUGUAGAUUCAGCCUAUGUUCAUGUUCAUUGAAUUGGCAUAAGUAUGAAGAAAGCAGGCAUAGCAUGCAAAAGUUUCAAAGUACCAGCCUCUUAUUUAUACAAGAGAAAUUUACAUCCUUUAUUAUUUUCAUCUUACUAUUGCUUUCCAUAGAAAGUUUACAUUUGUGUAAAAUGUAUACUCAGCUAUUAUCACUCAAUUUUUUCACUAGAAAACAUGAUGAACAUCCUAUACACUCACGGAAAAUGAUUUCUCUAAUGCUUGUUGAAAUUUCAGUUCUGUAAGUGGAUGGAUAACCCAAUUUAGAAAUACAUUCUGAAAUGUAAAGGGUGGAAACUGAAAUUACAUUUUUGAAAACAUCCUAAUACUGACAUUCCUAUAAAUAAGAAAUGUUUAUGAUUUUCUGAGAUCAUUAAAUAACAAAAAAUGCUUAUGCUUGUUUUAUAGUUUCUUUUGUAAUAGUUUUUUAAAAGCUUGUACAUCAUGCAGUAUUGCUGUAUAGAAAAUUAUAUAAUGCACUUUUUCAUGGAACGUUUUUUAAAAGGAAAGUAAAUGCGUAUAAAGCUUUUUAAAGGUU
Molecule: messenger RNA, 10481 nt
Organism: Anolis carolinensis (green anole)
Lineage: Eukaryota; Metazoa; Chordata; Lepidosauria; Squamata; Anolidae
Gene: ano1
Product: anoctamin 1
Exons: 27
Coding region: 398-3511 (1037 amino acids)
Biological process (GO): chloride transmembrane transport
Cellular component (GO): plasma membrane
Molecular function (GO): intracellularly calcium-gated chloride channel activity; protein dimerization activity
Source: RefSeq, a predicted model, not a curated record